CUUUUUUCUCAACCUUAAUUGCGCAAAUAGCUGUUUGUUUGGGAGGAAAGGAAGCGACGCCGGAAAUCCCGAAUUUUCCGGGAACCUUGACCCUAGAAUGGUUUCCCCGGAAAACUCCAAUUGGUUUUUCGAUUAUGGCCUGAUUGACGACAUAUCUGUUCCUGAUGGGAACUUAUCUGUCCAUGCUUCCGGGUUCACCUGGCCGGCGCAGGCCUUGAAUGGUUCUUCAAAUGUCAGCACGGAAAUUGAUGGCUCGUUGGGGGAUUCUGAUGGUCUCAAAGAGCCUGGUUCAAAGAAGAGGAGUAGAUCUGAUUCAAAUGCUGCUUCCAGUUCCAAGGCGUGUCGUGAGAAAUUGCGGAGGGAUAGGUUGAAUGACAAGUUUCUUGAAUUAGGCUCCAUUUUGGAGCCUGGAAAGCCUCCCAAAACAGACAAGGUUGCUGUUUUGAUUGAUGCUGUACGAAUGGUGACACAGCUACGGGGUGAAGCCCGGAAGUUGAAAGAUUCAAAUACGAGUCUUCAAGAGAAGGUAAAAGAGUUAAAGGCUGAGAAGAAUGAACUUCGUGAUGAGAAACAGAGGCUCAAGGGAGAGAAAGAAAAGUUGGAGCAGCAGCUGAAAACUAUCAAUGUACAGCCCAGUUUCUUGCCUCCCCCGCCUGCAAUUCCUGCUGCAUAUGCUACUGCACAAGGCCAAGGCCCAGGCAACAAGUUGGUGCCAUUUAUCAGCUAUCCAGGAGUUGCCAUGUGGCAAUUUAUGCCACCAGCUGCUGUGGAUACCUCACAGGAUCAUGUGCUCCGUCCACCAGUUGCCUAAGUUGGCACUGUACGAAUGUUUGGGCGUUUCUUUUGGCUCAAAAGUUGUGUUCAUCUCCCCACCGUACCUUCUUGAUUAUUGUACCUUUCAACCAAUUGUUCUAACUGCACCUGAUGGUCUUGGCUCUGAUUGUAUUAGGCAUCUGAUACUUUUAUGAAGUAAUGCUGGUGUUUGCAUGUAAAUUACUAAUAAGCUUAUCUGGCUGUCUUCUCUUUGGUUGUGAUGCAUUGGACCUUUCGAUGA
Messenger RNA from Prosopis cineraria, 1054 nucleotides. RefSeq names its product transcription factor ILR3-like. The transcript is spliced from 5 exons. Gene Ontology annotation, biological process: regulation of DNA-templated transcription; intracellular iron ion homeostasis. Gene Ontology annotation, molecular function: protein dimerization activity; DNA-binding transcription factor activity. The record is from RefSeq and is a predicted model, not a curated record. NCBI's taxonomy places the organism in Eukaryota, Viridiplantae, Streptophyta, Magnoliopsida, Fabales, Fabaceae. The coding region runs from base 98 to 811 and encodes 237 amino acids.